Messenger RNA from Pimephales promelas (fathead minnow), 2463 nucleotides. RefSeq names its product cugbp, Elav-like family member 5a (gene celf5a). The record is from RefSeq and is a predicted model, not a curated record. NCBI's taxonomy places the organism in Eukaryota, Metazoa, Chordata, Actinopteri, Cypriniformes, Leuciscidae. Gene Ontology annotation, molecular function: RNA binding.
UUGUCAUUAUUAUUAUCCAGUCUGCUCCCAGCUCAGAAUGGCCAGAUUCACUCAGACUGAGACAAGAAGGGAGCAGCACCCACAGCCGCCCCAUCCCGCUUACUCCAGCCUGCUUUUCACUGGACCCGGGGCAGCACCGACCCAACAUCCACUCCUCCUAAUCCCGCACCAGCACCAGUACGCUCAGAUCCCAUUCCUUAAUCCCAUGAACGGGUCAGAAUCCAUCUCCAUUCAUCAGGAGAACGGCACCAUGAAAGACCAAGAUGCCAUAAAACUAUUUAUCGGGCAAAUACCGCGGAACCUUGAGGAAAAAGACCUGAAACCAUUAUUCGAACAGUUUGGAAAAAUCCACGAAUUGACAGUAUUAAAGGACCGAUACACCGGCAUGCACAAAGGCUGCGCGUUCCUCACCUACUGCGCCCGUGAGUCGGCCAUCAAAGCCCAGAACGCUCUCCACGAACAGAAGACACUGCCGGGGAUGACUCGCCCCAUCCAGGUGAAGCCAGCUGACAGCGAGAGCCGUGGAGAAGACAGGAAGCUGUUCGUCGGGAUGCUGAACAAACAACAGACGGAGGAGGACGUGUACCGUCUUUUCGAACCCUACGGAGUCAUUGAAGAGUGCACUGUGCUAAGAGGUCCGGAUGGAAACAGCAAAGGCUGCGCCUUUGUAAAGUUCUCCACACACGCUGAAGCUCAAUCUGCAAUCAGCGCCCUGCACGGCAGUCAAACCAUGCCAGGCGCGUCGUCCAGCCUGGUGGUCAAGUUUGCCGACACGGACAAGGAGCGCACCAUCCGUCGCAUGCAGCAGAUGGUGGGCCAGUUUGGCAUCUUCAACCCUGCCAUCGCCCUGCCCUUCAGCACCUACAGCACCUACGCACAUGCGCUGAUGCAACAGCAGGCGGCCCUCAUGGCUGCCAGUCACGGAGGCUACCUGGCGCCCAGCGUGGCCUUUCCCACCACCCAGAUCCACCAGAUGGGGGCGCUCAAUAUCAACAGUCUGCCGCCCACUCCCAUGACCCCGGUGUCGGGUGAGUUUCAUCAGACACUGGGCCUCAGCUCACCACCUGCCAACAUCACCACAUCAGCCGUCCCCAGCAUCGUCACUCCUAUCGUCAACGGCUUCACCAGCAUCCCUCACCAGCCCAAUGGACACCCAGCGGUCGAGGCCAUGUACACCAACGGACUGCCCUCUUACUCCACCCAAAGCCCCACAGCUGCGGACACCCUACAGCAGGCCUUCACCGGGGUGCAGCAAUAUACAGCCAUCUACCCAGCGACCACACUGACCCCUAUUGGCCAAAGCUUGCCACAGCCACCACAAGUCAUUCAACAGCAGCAGCAGAGAGAAGGUGAGGGACCAGAGGGCUGCAACCUCUUCAUCUACCAUCUACCGCAGGAAUUUGGUGACAACGAGCUCAUGCAGAUGUUCCUUCCGUUUGGGACAGUCAUCUCCUCCAAGGUCUUCAUGGAUAGAGCCACCAACCAGAGCAAAUGUUUUGGCUUCGUGAGCUUCGACAACCCAGCAAGUGCACAGGCUGCUAUCCAGGCCAUGAACGGCUUUCAGAUCGGCAUGAAGAGGUUGAAAGUGCAGUUAAAACGGCCGAAGGAUGCGAGCCGCCCGUACUGACAGGGCCCGUCCCACACACGGGGCUCUCAGCAACAGCACAGGAUUUGAAGAGUGAAAUCUCAAAAGGAGUUUAACUUUUUCUUUCAAAACAAACAAGAACAACAUGAAUGGAUUUUUUUGAAGACAUCAGCAUUUAUUUUACGGAGAUGUUCGGUAAAGAUUGCGGGUGAACCGGCACCAGUGGACAGACCACACUCGGCACAGCGCACGAAAGACUAGAGGAAGAUCUCUCUAAAGACAGAGAACUCGACACGUCCUGUCUCUCGCUGAGCUUCGAACCGUCAGUCAAGCAACAAACAAAAAGAAAAAAGAAAAAAAACCGCAAGAACAACUUCGAUUUCUAUAUACAUAUUAUACACACAUAUGCUAUUUAAAGGAAGAGGCGCUUAUGGCUUUUAUCACACUGGACAAAUGAGGGUUAAACUUGAAGACCAAGGAAAAAUGCAGUGGAAAAAAAAGAAGUUCUUCUUGUCCCGCUAGUGGACUUUCUUUCUCUUUCCCUCUUUCCUUUUCUCCGGUCACCGUGUUUCAGCAAACGCAGGACAUUCUGAGGUUUCAUGCCCUCAAUGAAACUGAUCAAUCUUUCACCCCAAAGGGACCAAAGGACCAAACAUUUUUAUUCCUCAACAGAAAUAUAUGGUAUUAAUAACAAUGCUAAUACUACAAACUACUACUAAUGACAUAAGUAAAAAAAAAAAAGCUAAAAAAAAAAAAAAAGCAUAAAUAUUCGCUUCAGGUCGGAAGAGGAAAGGGAUUUUGAUUUCUUUUCCUUUUACAUUUAUAGCUACUGGGUUUCAGAAUAUUUAAACAAAAUAGAAAAAAAAUGAAGAAAAAAA